This is a messenger RNA of Helianthus annuus (common sunflower), 612 nucleotides long. RefSeq lists its product as uncharacterized. The transcript has a single exon. The coding region runs from base 1 to 612 and encodes 203 amino acids. The record is from RefSeq and is a predicted model, not a curated record. NCBI's taxonomy places the organism in Eukaryota, Viridiplantae, Streptophyta, Magnoliopsida, Asterales, Asteraceae.
AUGUUUGUUUACCCAAGCAUACGGGAUUUAUGUGGAUUUCUAAUGAACCUUUUUUUUGAGGUAUUUGGGUCACUUGAAGAAUUGAAAAAUUGGGUAUACAAAAGAGAAGUUGCGAAAGGUUACGUCAUUGUCACCCAACGAACGAGGAAAAAAGGCGAAGGUGCGUCAUCAAGGACAGUGAAGAUAUGGUUGCAAUGCGAUCGUGGCGGCGAACACAAAAGUAAAGCAUUCGUUCGGCGUUCCGGUAGCAAAAAGGUCGGUUGUCCUUUUAGUCUGAUAGGGAAACUAGACUCAAGUAGUGGUAGUUGGAGCCUUGUGGAGAAGAAAAACAUUCACAACCAUGAGCCUGCUGAAUUUCUCGAGGGCCACGCGUUUGCUAGAAGGCUGACCCCGGAUGAAAAAUCACUGGUAGAGAUACUUUAUAUGCAAGACAUGGAGCCUACAAAUAUACAUUUAACCAUAAGAAAUCAGUACCCACAUAGCGUGUGCAUUCUACAAGAUGUACAAAACGUGAUUAAAAAGAUUAAACGAAAAUGUAUGGCGAUCGAACUCCAAUGCAGAUAUUGGAGAGCAUGUUGCAAGAAGAAAGGUACGUUUAUUUCACCAGAGUGA